AUGGAUCCUACCCGGAUCACCACCCACCAGCUGAGCGCCUCUGACUUGGUCCUUAAGGCCAAGCAGAUCUGCCAAAACUCUUUGAGGCCCAGCGGAAAAUAUGGGCUAGCUCCUUAUAGCCGCAACAACUCUCCUCCGCGCCAAAACUUCCGCCGGAUCCGCAAGGAGGAGCAAGCUUCCUACGCCCCCAACCGGCGCUUCCAGGAUGAUUGCGAUCCGGACCCUUAUCUGAAGGGGAAACACACGAUGGGCCCGACGUACGCCAAGCACCCCGGUCUGCGCCCUGCCGGGGCAAACCCUGAGGUGGUGGAACAUGCUGUUCCGGUGUCUGCGGAGGUUGGCCAGGAGUUCCUGGAUAACUUGGCCUCCCGGGGCCGCAAGAACAAAACUCCGGCCUCUGAGGCCGGCCCCAGCGAAGAUCCCCCCACCAAGCGCUCCAAGAAGGACGACAGCAGCAAGCCUUAUACCAAGAAGCGCCGGUACAAGAUGCUGGUCGCUACUGGCCCUGCGCUGAGCCUUACCAGGAGCGCCCCUGGCAUGAGGCCGGAAGCCUCCGCGGAUGCCGCUAGGACUUCUCCUCCUCAAGCAAGUCCGAAGAAGAAUAAGAAGGCCACUGCCUCCCCCUCCAAGACCGUGCCGGAACCUUCUGCGCCGACAACCUCGUCAGCGGCUAAGGAAACGCCGGAAGCUCCUUUGCCAGCAAAGGGCGCACCAUCACCUCCUCCGGCAGCUCCAACCGGCAAAUCAGCUGCCGCCAAGCCAACCCGCCCGGAAGGCACCAAGCUCACCGUUCAGCAACUUGCUGCGGUGGUCACAGCGGCGACUUCCCCCUCUUCCGGCUCGCAGUCACUAGUACUGCACGCCGGCCGCGCCGCUGUUGCGGCCAGUGAGACGGCUUCAGCUCAGCUGGGCCGGAUUACUGAGCUCAAGCGCGGCGAGGUCAACCUGGGCCCGCUGCUGGGGUACGUUGAGAAGUGGAACCAGGCGGACUUGUCUCCAGCGACCCGCGGCCUGGGCAAGGACAAGCUUCCGGUCGCCGACCCUUCUGGCCCGCGGAGCACGGCGCAGCACCUGAGCCGGCUUAAACGCGCCGUCAAGGAGUUCGACACCGCGUGGCACGAUGCCAGCGGCAACGUGGUGGGGACCUUGGACACCCGGAAGCAACUCUUUGAGGAGCUUCUGUGGGAACAUCGGUUCCUUUCCGAAGCCCACAGCAAGUGCCAAGCAGCGCUUCCGGAAGCCUCCUUUGAGGACCUCUCUGCCCAGCUCUCCACGCUCAAAGCUGAAAAGGAGCAGCUCGUCGUCGAGCACCGCAAGGCCCUGGACGCUCAGGAGAAAAUCUCCGCUGAGCUGAAGGACCAGCUCAUGGAGGCUGAACUCCGGCAUUCGCGGGAGCUCAAGGAGGCCCAGGCUGCUGCUGAGGCCAAGUUGGAUGAGUCUCUGAAGGAGUUUACCAACGCCAGCGCGGUGCUGCAGACGGAGCUGGAGGAGGAGACCCGGGCGCGGAAAGAGGCGCAAGACCGGAUCGCCACCCUCACCACGGAUCAGGCUGAAUAUGACCGGUUGGUCAUGCAGGCCGAUGCCCUGGCCUUCAAGCUUUUCCCGGACUCCCAGGGCUUUGCGCACAAGAAGGUAGCGGAGCGUAGGGCUGCACAAGCCUUCAGCAAUCCGGAUGCGCCCUGGGACGCUUACGACCACCUUGUGGCGCUGUCCGCCCGUAUCUCUCACAUGAGAGCUGUGGACCGGCACCUGGUUGAUCUACCGGAGAGGGCCAUGCAAAUUUUCAAAGUACUGGGGCAUGGGGAAGCAAUUCCGGCAAACUUGACGCUUCUGUCGGAUCGCCUGGAGGGUGCUUGCCGGAGGUUCCGCGAGUGGAAGUGCUCAGCGGUCCGUGCCGGAGCAGAUGCGGCGCUACACGUUUCCUGUUCUUGGUACGAAGAGCUGGAUCUGGACGCCCUCCACAGCCUUCGCGGCGAUGCACCUACCGAUACAGAUCCCACCUUAACCGCCAACCGCCAGGACCGCGCGUACCGGGUGGCCCAGUUCGCCAGCACCAGCACCUUCAUCCCUCCUCCUGCCGACAUCAGGGACGAAGUCACUGACGACGAGGAAGAAGGUUCCGGCGAGGAUGAGGAGGAAGAUGCUGAAGAAGGCGCUGCCCCUCCAGAGCAAGCUCCGGAAGCUCCUGAAGCUGGCCCUCAGCCUCCAGUUGCCUGA
Molecule: messenger RNA, 2217 nt
Organism: Lolium perenne
Lineage: Eukaryota; Viridiplantae; Streptophyta; Magnoliopsida; Poales; Poaceae
Source: RefSeq, a predicted model, not a curated record